Molecule: messenger RNA, 1213 nt
Organism: Sinocyclocheilus grahami
Lineage: Eukaryota; Metazoa; Chordata; Actinopteri; Cypriniformes; Cyprinidae
Exons: 9
Coding region: 32-1162 (376 amino acids)
Source: RefSeq, a predicted model, not a curated record
UGGAAGCAGAACGAAUCAAGAAGCGCUUGAUAUGAACAUGAAGGUUGUCUACAGGAGUCUGUCACUUUUACUGGGGUUUUUUUCAGUUCAAAUGAAGGCAAAUGGAACAGAAGUGAACACAGCAGGAUGGGGCACAGCCAAUCAGUCGACAACAUAUAAGAACUUAUAUGCCCAAUAUGCUCUGGAUGGGAAAAACUCCAGCUGUACUCAUACAGACUUACAGAGCAACCCGUGGUGGAAGCUGGACCUGCUGAAGAUGUACAGUGUGAACAGAGUGACCAUCACUAACAGACGCGACUGCUGUAGCAACAGGAUAAAUGGGUCAGAGAUUCGGGUUGGAAACGAUUCUUCAGAUGUUUUUAGCAAUCCAAUAUGUGCUGUAGUUUCUUCUAUUCCAGCAGGAGCUACCUACAGCUACUCGUGUCGUGGGAUGCAGGGACGUUACGUUACUGUGAAUAUUCCUGGAACUUCAAAGAUUCUUACUCUCUGUGAAGUGGGAGUCUAUGUGAUUUUUCCAGAUAAUUUGGCAACAGGAAGAACCGCCAUACAGUCGUCAACCUAUGGCCUCUGGUCUGCUGAACAGGCCAUUGACUUCAGUCCAGGUUUCACAAAAUCAUGGUCAUUGUGUUCCUCAACCACUGCUCAGACUAACCCAUGGUGGAGAGUGGAUCUGUGUUAUAUUUACAGAGUAAGUAGAGUUGUCAUCACAAACAGACUAGACUGUUGUUCAGAACAAAUUAACGGAGCGGAGAUUCGCAUCGGAAACUCUUUGGAGAACAAUGGCAACAACAAUCCCACAUGCGCUGUGAUUUCUAGCAUUCCAGCUGGUGUUUCCUCCACCUACACAUGUAACGGUAUGGAGGGUCGAUACGUGAAUCUGUUCAUUCCUGGAGAGUCAAAGUAUCUUACUCUGUGUGAGGUGGAGGUCUAUGGAGAAGGUCCUGUACUGAAGAAAACCUUUGUGAAGAUGAAACUGAAGUCCAGUUUGAGUCUGUCUGAACCUGAAAUGAGAGUCCAGCUCCUGUCACAGCUUCAGUCUGCUCUGGCAAAACAAGGAAUUUCUGAUGUGACGCUGCAAUGGUCUAAACCGCCAGCUGCUCAACAGGAAGUGAUGUGGAAGGAAGAUGCAUCAGCUCAAUGUGCUGGAGGAAAGAGAGGAUGAUGAUGAUGGGAAAACUCUUGAUCAACUUGUUUAUCAUCUUCCAUUUACAAC